AUGAAGAUUCUUGUCUUGUCACGAUUUGACAUCUUUCACCUCAUGUCGGCAGAAGCUCGCGAAAGCUUGCAACGUUUAUCCUUGGGAUACGCUCGUGAAUCUAUUCGAAGUCGUGCACUGAAAACAGUGGCGUGGGAGAAUUACAAAAAAGCUUUUAUUACCGGUGUUAUGACUGGAUACCAAAACAACAUAUUUGGGUCUGCUUCUGUACAGCCUGGCUCUCGUGGUUUCUCUAUGAUGACGAAAUCGCACUCAGCACCGCUAUUGACACGUGCCGACCCUUGCACUUUAAUUGAUUCAUGCUCCCUUUUGCUUAAACGUCAGAAAGGGAAAAUGAAAAUGCGUGCACCAAAAAUGGUGCGUUUAACGAAUAAGGUCUAUAAUGAUGCCCAGAAGGAUAACAUAAAAAAUGUCAAAAAUGCACUUGAAAGUCAAGCUGACUGCCGUUUCGAUCAAAGCAAUAAAAAAGGUGCAGUUGCGAGUACAAAUGAAUACUGUGGUGAUUUAAAUUUCUGUGACCAAGUUCGUGCAGAGAGAAACGAAUUUGCUGGGAGCGAUGCUAAGUUGAAAGACGCAGCUUCUUUUUCAUCGGCGACAGCCAUGUGGGAUCCCGUACAUGGCGUAAAUCAGCCUUUCGCCGUGCUAGGGUUUAUGAAAGAAACGAUUACUCGAUCUGCAUCCAGAGGGAUGUCUUUGCUAUUUUCUUCGAGCAACCCAUUUAAAAUGUCACAAUCUGCUGCAGACCAGCUUCGAAAGGCGGCUGCAGCUGUGGGCGCAGGAGGCCAAUCAGAGUACACUCGAUUUCGAGUGUUUGGCAAAGUUUGUUCUGUCGAUGAAGCCCUUGACUUCUUUGGACAAAUAUGCGCAGUGGAAACGAUACCAGAACUGGUAUAUGGUCGAGAUUGCAGUUGCUUUGCUAUUUACCGAAAGGACGAGAUGAUAAUGAAUCUGAGAAACCAAUUCAAUGUUAAAGGAGAAGAAAGAACCGCACAGUUCAGUGCCGCACACUUGCAACGUGUUACGAGCCAGCGCUUUGCGUGCAUGCGCGUCUCACUCCAAUCACCGCGACCAGCAAAUCUUGAGUCAAUAAUAAUGAAUGUGUAUCAGUGCUUCCCCACUCCACAAAGUGCUGUAAGAUUUGCUCGACAAGGUGCUCUUCCGACUCAGGGCGCGCUGAUUAUUGUGCCACUAUUUGAGUGGAUCACACUGGCAGAGCUGCAGCGCUUUGAUGCUCGCAACAACGAUCUAGCGCAAGAACUGGAGCUUGCAAUGUGUCGUGGCGGGCACAAAAAGCUAGAAAGAGGCCAUAAAAAUAAUGGUUGUAAUUCCUAUUCUAAAACGCGUAAUCAAUGA
Molecule: messenger RNA, 1353 nt
Organism: Plasmopara halstedii
Lineage: Eukaryota; Oomycota; Peronosporomycetes; Peronosporales; Peronosporaceae
Exons: 2
Coding region: 1-1353 (450 amino acids)
Source: RefSeq, a predicted model, not a curated record